GGCAUCUCAUGUGAUGGUUUACUACCCAACAUGCACUUCGUGGUCGCCAUUUUUCUUGUUGUGAUGUGCUGGGAGCUCUGCCUUCAGAGUACUGAAAUAUUCUGCGUUUUAUUUUACAAUAUCAUCCUUGAUUUGUUAUUUUAAUCGUAACGUUUCUUGAAAGUUAGCGUCAAAAACAAGGAAAACAACAUGGCUCAGUACAAAGGAGCUGCUAGUGAGGCCGGGAGAGCCAUGCAGCUGAUGAAAAAACGAGAAAAAGAAAGAGAACAGCUGGAACAGCUGAAACAGAAGAUUGCAGAGGACAACAUGGUCAAGUCCAACAUUGAUAAGAAGUUCUCAGCUCAUUAUGAUGCUGUAGAGGCAGAGCUGAAGUCCAGCACAGUUGGCCUGGUGACACUGAAUGACAUGAAGGCCAAGCAGGAGGCACUGGUGAAGGAGAGAGAGAAGCAGCUGGCUAAGAAAGAGCAGUCCAAAGAACUCCAGCUCAAACUUGAGAAGCAGAAAGAAAAAAAGAGGAAGGAGGAACAGAAGAGGAAAAUAGCUAGUUUAUCAUUUAAUCCUGAAGAUGAGGAAGAGGAGGAAGAGGAAAAUGAAGAAGAAGAAGAGCAGGAUGAUGCUCCAGUUAAGAAGAAGAAACUGGGGAAAAAUCCAGAUGUGGACACAAGUUUCCUUCCUGAUCGAGACAGAGAGGAGGAGGAAAAUCGUCUCCGAGAGGAACUCAGGCAGGAGUGGGAGCUCAAACAGGAGAAGAUUAAGAGUGAGGAGAUUGAGAUUACAUUUAGCUACUGGGAUGGCUCUGGGCAUCGUAAGACAGUCAAGAUGAAGAAGGGUAAUACCAUCCAGAACUUCCUGCAGAGGGCCCUGGAAGUCCUCAGGAAGGACUUCAGUGAGCUCAGGUCUGCUGGAGUAGAGCAGCUCAUGUACAUCAAAGAGGAUCUCAUAAUCCCACAUCAUCACAGUUUUUAUGACUUCAUUGUGACCAAAGCCAGAGGCAAAUCUGGUCCUCUGUUCAGCUUUGAUGUACAUGAUGAUAUUCGGCUGGUGAAUGAUGCCACUGUAGAGAAAGAUGAGUCUCAUGCAGGUAAAGUGGUGCUGAGGAGCUGGUAUGAGAAGAACAAGCACAUCUUCCCUGCCAGUCGCUGGGAGCCGUAUGAUCCUGAGAAGAAAUGGGACAAAUACACAAUCCGGUGAAACUGUCAUCUUCGGUCUCUGGAAUUGUUGAUGCAGACUUUUUGUUUUUAAUUUCCAUCUUAUUUUACUGUAUAAUAACAUUUGCUUCAUCAUGAUCUUGUGAAGGACUGAUUCAUGAUUUUACUUGGUAUUUGAGAUACUAGUUUUCCCAAAUGUAUUUGAAUGUUUCCUUUGAAAACAACCCCACAUUCCUAUGUAUAUAUCCCCUAAAACACACUGUAGAAUCUGUGCUUAAUAAAAAGAACCUGGCUGUAA
Monopterus albus (swamp eel) is the source of this 1446-nucleotide messenger RNA. RefSeq names its product family with sequence similarity 50 member A (gene fam50a). Gene Ontology annotation, cellular component: nucleus. Gene Ontology annotation, biological process: chromatin organization. The record is from RefSeq and is a predicted model, not a curated record. Bases 190 to 1191 code for a protein of 333 amino acids. The transcript is spliced from 13 exons. NCBI's taxonomy places the organism in Eukaryota, Metazoa, Chordata, Actinopteri, Synbranchiformes, Synbranchidae.